AUGGCCGCGGCCUCUUCUUCCUUCACCGCCAUCUUCUUCAGCAGCGCCUUCGCCGCCUGCUUCGCAGAGGUGUGCACCAUUCCUUUGGACACAGCCAAAGUGCGGCUCCAGCUGCAAAGGAAGACGCCGCUGCCGGCGCCACCCGCGGCUGCAGCCACAGCUGCUGGUGGUGGAGGAAUGCUAGCCACGAUCAUGUGCAUCGCCAGGGAGGAAGGGGUUGCUGCGCUCUGGAAGGGCGUCAUCCCUGGCCUUCACCGCCAGUUCCUCUACGGUGGCCUCCGCAUCGGCUUGUAUGAGCCUGUGAAGGCUUUCUUCGUAGGAGGUGCUGCUGUGGGUGAUGUCAGUUUACUAAGCAAGAUUCUUGCUGCGCUUACCACAGGUGUCAUAGCGAUUGUUGUGGCAAAUCCAACUGAUCUUGUCAAAGUUAGGUUGCAAGCUGAUGGAAAGGCUAACGCUGUCAAGAGGAGUUAUUCUGGAGCCCUUAAUGCAUAUGCUACAAUAAUCAGACAGGAAGGUAUUGGAGCUUUGUGGACUGGUCUUGGUCCAAAUGUCGCACGCAAUGCCAUAAUUAACGCUGCUGAGUUGGCCAGCUACGAUCAGUUCAAACAGAUGUUUCUAAAACUUCCUGGGUUUACUGAUAACGUUUUUACCCAUAUUUUAGCUGGACUUGGUGCUGGGGUUUUCGCUGUUUGCAUUGGCUCUCCAGUGGAUGUGGUGAAAUCAAGAAUGAUGGGUGAUUCAACGUACAGAAGUACUCUUGAUUGUUUUGCCAAGACACUAAAGAUUGACGGACCUGGUGCUUUCUACAAGGGAUUCAUUGCAAACUUUUGUCGGAUUGGGUCAUGGAAUGUGAUAAUGUUCUUAACUCUGGAGCAGAUUGAUGAUACAGACCACUCUGUUGGUAUAUUAUGA
This is a messenger RNA of Miscanthus lutarioriparius, 912 nucleotides long. Lineage: Eukaryota; Viridiplantae; Streptophyta; Magnoliopsida; Poales; Poaceae. The record is from the annotation of a GenBank genome assembly.